Molecule: messenger RNA, 1218 nt
Organism: Dipodomys spectabilis (banner-tailed kangaroo rat)
Lineage: Eukaryota; Metazoa; Chordata; Mammalia; Rodentia; Heteromyidae
Gene: Kcnk4
Product: potassium two pore domain channel subfamily K member 4
Exons: 6
Coding region: 16-1218 (400 amino acids)
Biological process (GO): potassium ion transmembrane transport; stabilization of membrane potential
Cellular component (GO): membrane
Molecular function (GO): potassium ion leak channel activity
Source: RefSeq, a predicted model, not a curated record
GCCCCUGGACGUGCCAUGCGCAGCACCACACUCCUGGCACUGCUGGCACUGGUGAUGCUGUAUUUGGUGUUGGGUGCCCUGGUGUUCCAGGCCCUGGAGCAACCCCAUGAGCAGCAGGCCCAGAGGGAGCUGGGGGAGGUCCGAGAGAAGUUCCUGAGGGCCCAUCCAUGUGUGAGCGAGCUGGAGCUGGGGCUCUUUAUCAAGGAUGUGGCUGAAGCCCUGGGAGGGGGUGCGGAUCCAGAAAUCAACUCAACCACGAACAGCAGCCACUCAGUCUGGAACCUGGGCAGCGCCUUCUUUUUCUCAGGGACCAUCAUCACUACCAUUGGCUACGGCAACGCAGCCCUGCGCACAGAUGCCGGGCGCCUCUUCUGCAUCUUUUAUGCCCUGGUGGGGAUCCCGCUGUUCGGGAUCUUGCUGGCAGGGGUCGGGGACCGGCUGGGCUCCUCUUUGCGCAGAGGUAUUGGCCACAUCGAAGCAAUUUUCCUGAAGUGGCACGUGCCCCCGGAGCUGGUGCGGGUGCUGUCCGCGAUGCUCUUCCUGCUCAUCGGCUGCCUGCUCUUUGUCCUCACGCCCACGUUCGUGUUCUGCUAUAUGGAGGACUGGAGCCAGCUGGAGGCCAUCUAUUUUGUCAUAGUGACGCUCACCACUGUGGGCUUUGGAGAUUACGUGGCGGGCGCUGAUCCAAGGCAGGACUCCCCUGCAUACCAGCCGCUGGUGUGGUUCUGGAUCCUCCUUGGCUUGGCCUACUUCGCCUCGGUGCUCACCACCAUUGGGAACUGGUUGCGUGUGGUGUCUCGCCGCACUCGGGCAGAGAUGGGCGGCCUCACCGCCCAGGCUGCCAGCUGGACAGGCACGGUGACCGCACGGGUGACGCAGCGGGCCGGACCCCCCGCGCCGCCGCCGCCGCCAGAGAAGGAGUGGGUGCUCCUGCCUCCGCCGUGCCCGCCGCCGUGCCCAUCGCCGCCCGUGGGCCGGCCCCCGUCCCCCGGGCUGCCCGAGAAGAAGGUGGCGGCGCCCUCCCCGCCCACCGCCUCCGCCCUGGACUACCCCAGCGAGAACCUGGCCUUCAUCGACGAGUCCUCCGACACGCAGAGCGAGCGCGGCUGUGCCCUGCCGCGCGCGCCGCGCGGGCGCCGCCGCCCUAACCCCCCCAAGAAGCCGGCCCGGCCCCGGGGCCCCCGGCGACCCCGGGACAAAGGCAUGCUGGCGGUGUGA